Messenger RNA from Cololabis saira (Pacific saury), 1623 nucleotides. RefSeq names its product piggyBac transposable element-derived protein 3-like. NCBI's taxonomy places the organism in Eukaryota, Metazoa, Chordata, Actinopteri, Beloniformes, Belonidae. The record is from RefSeq and is a predicted model, not a curated record. The coding region runs from base 1 to 1623 and encodes 540 amino acids. The transcript has 5 exons.
AUGGCCGCCAGUGGUGCAGGACCUGCUUCCCAGAGGGGCAUGACAGUUAGCUCUUUUUAUGGCAAGGCGGGUACAAAAAUGAGAGAGAGGAUGAGAGUGAUUGAGGAGAUCCCAGCAAGCUCUUCAGACUCAGACUCAGACUCAGUCAGUGGUGAAGAUGAGGAAGUCAUUUUCAGGCAGCAAGAGAUAGCGGCAGCAAGUGAGGAUAGUUCUACUGAGGAGGAGGAGGAGACGGAUCAAAAGUCCAAAAAAGCCAAGGGAUUCAGCUGGCGGAAGAAGAGGUUUGAGCACCAGUCAACAGCAACUGCCAGUGAAUUCAGAGCACCUGAUGAGCUGUAUCCUCCUCGUAGCUACUUUGCCCGUUUUUUUGAUGACGAUCUGUUUCAGCAUAUUGCUGAACAGACAAAUCUCUACAGUUGUCAACAAAUUGGAGCCAGCAUUAACACCACUUUGGAAGAGCUCAAGUCAUUUGUUGGCAUUAAGCUAAUCAUGGGAGUGGAUAAUGAAACAUCGAACCCUGCCCAGGAUCGGCUCUGCAAAGUCACACCAGUGCUGGAGCAUGUAAGGAAGAAAUGCCUGGAAAUUGAUAGCGAGAACCAGUUCUCCAUAGACGAGAUGAUGGUCCCUUACAAGGGAACAAAGGCUGGGUCUCUCCGACAAUAUCUUCCAAGCAAACCUCACCAUUGGGGUAUCAAGAUCUUUGUUCGAGCAGGUGUUUCUGGGAUAGUGUAUGAUUUCCUCACAUACACUGGAAAGAGCACAUUUGGCAUAGCACAGGGUCCUGUCAAAGAAAUUGGAGUUGGAGCCAAUGUUGUUGUUCAACUCUGCAAGACCAUCAGGAACCCCUCAGAGUGUGUGGUCUAUUUUGACAACUUUUUCACCUCUCUACCACUCAUUGUGCACCUGAAGGAGUCCUUUGGCUUGCGAAGUCUGGGAACCAUCCGCAAGAACAGGCUAAAGGGAUGCAUCCUUGAGGAUGACCGUGCUCUGCUGAGGCAAGGAAGGGGCAGCUAUGACUACAGGGUGGAUAAUGAGGCAGAAGUGGCUGUUGUAAAAUGGGUUGACAACAAAGCAGUCACUCUAGCUAGCUCCUGUGCUGCUGUAAGCCCUCUUAAAGAAGUCAGACGAUUCUCCAGAGAGAAGAGAAGAAGAGUUGGUGUUCCUUGCCCAAACAUUGUGUCCCAAUACAAUGUCCACAUGGGAGGAGUUGACCUUGCUGACAUGAUGGUGGCCUUGUACCGCACCCCUGCUAAAUCACACCGGUGGUACAUGUGCCUCUUUUGGCAAAUGGCUGAUAUAGCCAUCAACAAUGGAUGGCUGCUCUAUCGCCGAGAUGCCAAAAGCCUUGGUAUGCAAAAGCACAAAAAGCUGAAGACAUUCAGGUUGGAGGUUGCAGAUGCCCUUAUCAACGGUGGAAAGAAGAAGGGAAGGCCCUCCAAGGGAAGGGAGGAGGAUGUGCCCAGUCCCACCAGGUGCAUCCAAAGACCAACAACCCCAAGACCUGUGGCUGAUGUCCGCUAUGAUCAAGUGGAUCACUUCCCGGUUUUCAUUGACAAGGGAAGCACAGGUAUGGUGACCAAUGAGGACACCAUGGGCACUGUAGCCCUCACCUACAGACAAUAA